CUUAUUUAAAAAAAAUGAAAAAUCUCAGCUUUCGUUUCACAUUCAAUCAAAUUACGAUAUUUCACACAAGCAACAAAUAUAGCAGAAAUAUAUAUAUAUACAGAAAUCGGUUGAAGACAGAACAUUAACAGAAGGGCAGCCCCGUAAUGUAUCAGAACCAAUUUAUUUUUUCGCGAGAGCGACGCCUCUUCGGGCGCCAGUGUCUGUUCCAGGACCGCAAUGAACUGAUGGUCAGUGUCCAUCCCAGUGGACGACUACGUCUGAAGUACAUUUUACGCGAUCCGGCAGUGCAUCCCACGCAGCUCAGCGACCAGAUGGCCCUCAGCAUCAUGGAGACGGAGAAUGUGAGCUUCGAUAAUCAUGGGAUGUUCCAUUACGAGGGCGGCUGGCCCAGAGAGGUGAACAUCAACGACGAAGAGCAGACCGUGCGCCAUCGCAAGAAGGUGGAGCGCGAUGACAGCUGGGGCGAACAGGUCGCCGACAUGAUACGCGCCAUGAUGAAUGUGGCCGAGCAGAACAACGCAAUCAACAUCUAUCAGAACUUCUUUGCCGAUCUGAACCCAGAGCUGGGGCAAGACUUCCGUCUGCGCUUUACAGCGCGCGUGGUGAAUGUGUUCCACGACCUCUGGGUGCCACCGCGCCAAAUGACCGUCAUCGACUGGAUGCCCAACAACGAUAAUCAGUUUAUGGCCCAAUUCACGAACCAGUACCGGCUGCGUCAGGAAGCAGAUACGAUGGUCCCAGUCGAUGCGUGGAGUGGCGGCGACAAUGCCUUCUACAUCUGGGAGAUGAGCAAUCCGCUCAAGCCGAAAAUUUUCUACGACAGCAAAGAAGUGGUGACGCGUGCCAAGAUCUGUCCCAAGGACGAGAACAACCUGGCUGGCGGCACCUGGUCGGGCAAGGUGUGCCUCUGGAACACCUUAAAGAGUGGCCAGCCGUUGCGCAUCUGUCCGCUGGAGGCGGCCCAUCGCGAGAACACCAAGGCCCUUUGCUGGGUGCACUCCAAAUCCAACACAGAGUUCUAUACGGGCUCCCUGGACGGCUCCAUCAAAUACUGGGACACACGCGACCUCAUGAUGCCGGUGCACGAACUGCUGCUGGAGCCGGUGCCGCAGGAGCGCCAGAAUCGCCAGGACGCUCAUGGGGUGAUGGUGCUCGAGUUUGAGUACACCAUUCCCGUGCGCUUCGUUAUUGGCAGCGACAUGGGCUGUAUAUUUGUGGGUAACCGCAAGGGAAUGACCCCCCUGGAGACGCUGCUGGCCUACUAUCAACUGUUUGCCGGUCCCGUGCGCACUAUCAAUCGGAAUCCGUUCUUUGUGAAGAACUUCUUGGUGACCGGCGACUGGCGGGCGCGCGUUUGGUCCGAGGAGUCCAAGGAUGGCCCCAGCACAAUGUAUUUCCGGAAGAAGACCCAGGUCGUCUGCGGGGCCUGGAGUACGGGCCGAUGCUCCCUCUUCGUCACCGGCGAUAACAAGGGCGUUGUGGACUUCUGGGACCUACUGUUAAGUCAGCGUGUCCCCAUCUACAGCAUAAACUUUGGUUCACCGAUCCAGGACGUGGUCUUCCGCUCGGAGGGAGCACUGCUGGCCAUUGCCCUGGCCAAUGGCGAUACGAAGAUCCUCGUGCUGGACGAUGCCAUGAAGUCGGCCACCGGCAAAGAGAAGGCCCUCAUAGCUGCCAUGUUUGAGCGUGAGAUCUCGCGUAGCAAAAUCCUGGAGGCGCGCGUCGAGGAAAUAAAGCUGAAGCGUCGCACCCAGCUGCUGGCCGAGGAGGAGCGCGCCAAACGCACUGGCGAUGACAUCGAACUAGAUCUGGAACUGGAUCCCGACAAUCCCGAUCAGUUUGUUCAGCUAAUCGAGAGCGACGAUCAGUUCCGCAUGGCCAUUGCCGACUUCCAGGACAUGCUCCUCACUGUGGAGCGCAAGCGUUCGAAGCGUAACAUGAUCAUGGAACGCACAGCUUUCGAGCAGUACUACGUGGAGGAGGCUCAGGUGGUCGAACCCUCUAGAGAGUCCCAAGAAGCUGUUAACCCAGAGGUUUCGGAGCCGAAAAAGAAGGCAGAGGCCGCAAAAGCCAAAUAAACAUCCAGACCCCCAGACACCCCGGAGGCACUCUGGCACCCAGGGCCUACUCCCGCUGCACACUGACCCAACGCUCACCGAGUCAUUUAUAUUUAUGGCGACUUUAUUACGACCCACACAAUUAGCAUUAAAGCAUUUAAGUAACAACCUUUUUAA
Messenger RNA from Drosophila miranda, 2237 nucleotides. RefSeq names its product dynein intermediate chain 3, ciliary. Gene Ontology annotation, molecular function: dynein light chain binding; dynein heavy chain binding. Gene Ontology annotation, biological process: outer dynein arm assembly; cilium movement. Gene Ontology annotation, cellular component: outer dynein arm. The transcript has 2 exons. The record is from RefSeq and is a predicted model, not a curated record. Bases 147 to 2081 code for a protein of 644 amino acids. NCBI's taxonomy places the organism in Eukaryota, Metazoa, Arthropoda, Insecta, Diptera, Drosophilidae.